This is a messenger RNA of Oryza sativa Japonica Group (Japanese rice), 953 nucleotides long. RefSeq names its product protein THYLAKOID RHODANESE-LIKE, chloroplastic-like. NCBI's taxonomy places the organism in Eukaryota, Viridiplantae, Streptophyta, Magnoliopsida, Poales, Poaceae. The record is from RefSeq and is a predicted model, not a curated record.
CCCUCCUCCUCUUCCCCCGCAAUAAAAUCCCACCUCCUCCAAUCCACAGCCUCGUCGAUCCACUUCAAAAUUCGGAGGGAGGAAUCCAAAUCGAAUCGAAUCGAAUCGAAGAAGCUUGGGGGGAUAUUCUUGAUUUGAUUUGUUGUUGGAAGAGAAGCAAAUCCAAUGGCGAUUGCAUCGGGGGCGGCUUUCUCGGUGAGGCCUUCGCCGGCGGCGGCGAGGCCGUGCGUCGCGGCGUCCGCGUCGGCCGCCGGCGCGGCGAGGUUCCGCGGCGACGGGAGCGGUGGCGGAGGCGGAGGCGGAGGCGGCGGGAAGUGGUGGGCGCCGCUGCUGGGGUGGUCGGGGCAGCCCGACUACAUCGACGCGCAGCCGGCGGCGCGGGAGGAGGCGCGGCCGAAUCCGAUGGCGGCGGCGGAGCAGCGUGGCGGCGGCGGGAAGAGGUUCGGCGUGCUGACGGAGGAGAAGGCGCGGCAGCUGCGCGCACGGAUGAUGGAGACGGAGAGCUUCCACGACUGCAUGUACCACUCCGCCAUCGCCUCCCGCCUCGCCUCCGCCGCCCCCGCCGACGACGGCAAGCACUGAGCCGCCGCCGCCAUCCAUGGCUCCCCGCCUCUGCCCAUACCGCGCCGCCAUCCAACGCCGAUGAUGAUGAUGAUGUUGUUGUGUCGUUUUGGUAUCAAUAACGUCGCCGCCGCCGACGCCGUCAAUGGCCGGAGAAGUAUUAGUAUGAGGCCUCGACGGCGGCGUGCUUGUCGGAUUGAUUCCAUGGAGAUGGGAUGAUUUCAUCCUAAUAUCUCCAUUUCUGUAACUCAUAGUAUAGCAGCUAAUGCAUCUAAACGUUGUUGUAACAAGAAAUUUAAUCUGGUUUCUUCAACCAUGGCUUCUUCUGUACUAUACAUCACAAUCACUCUGAAAUUUUCAGAAAUUUCAGUGUUCAUUUUUUAUCUCUGAAA